AUGUUCCCACCAUGUUCCCACUGCCGCGGUUCACUCCUGCAUUUUUAUGCCCAGCCGCUAAUUAGUGCAAGUUCAACGGCAUCGUCGCACAGGCCCCGGGCUGAACGAGGAACCAAAGCACGAUCACCAAAGGAAUCGCAACAAGAACGAAUGCCUUCUGCUGCCUUUUUGUCACGCAAAAAUGGAGAAAAUACCACCAGUUUUAAUGGAAAGGGUCUGCGGGCGCAGACUCCUUUCAUUACUGGCCUGGCUGAGUACGGACUUUCAGGUCCACUCAUAGUUCUUGUCCGGAAUUGA
Molecule: messenger RNA, 297 nt
Organism: Paracoccidioides lutzii Pb01
Exons: 2
Coding region: 1-297 (98 amino acids)
Source: RefSeq, a predicted model, not a curated record